AACUUGUAUAAAUGACAGUUGACAUAAUUGCGCAAUUAAAAUGGUGUUAAUUUAUUAUAUGAUUGUUUUCAAAUGAUUUCGGGUCCAAAGUUCGCAUUUUCCGCGAGAAACAUUCAGUGCGUGCAACGAAAUCGUCAAGAAUGUCCGAAAGUCCGCGCGUCCUCUCAAUCCAAAGUCACGUCGUUUCAGGUUAUGUUGGGAACAAAAGUGCAACUUUUCCCCUUCAACUUUUGGGCUUUGAAGUGGAUUUUAUCAAUUCAGUCCAGUUUUGCAACCACACUGGUUACAAAAAGGUAGCCGGUCAAGUCUUGACUGAGAAGGAUUUGGACGAUUUGGCUUUGGGACUUGAGGCGAACAAUUUGGACUUGUACAGCCACCUUUUGACGGGCUAUAUUGGAGCUGCAAGUUUUCUGACGAGGAUAUGUGCCUUGGUCAAACACUUGAAGGAUGUCAACCCAUCCCUGACGUAUGUUUGCGACCCUGUGAUGGGCGACAAUGGGCGGAUGUACGUCCCAGCCGACUUGCUCCCAAUUUACAAGAGCAGUAUUUUACCAUUGGCUGACAUAAUCACACCGAAUCAGUACGAAGUGGAGCUGCUCACUGAUAUGAAGAUCAACAAUGUGGAAGAGGCUUGGAAGGCUGUGGAUUUUUUGCACAGCAAGGGCCCCAAAAUCGUCGUUGUCUCGUCCACAGAAUUGGGAAAUAACGAACACUUAUUGGCUUUAGCGAGCAAGAGACAGGGAAAUAGUUGUGAAAAGGUUACUAUAAGGGUUCCGAAAUUAUCUGGCUCGUUUACCGGGACUGGGGAUUUAUUUGCCGCGUUAUUUUUAGCCUGGAUGCACAAAACUGGAAAUAACUUGAAGGAAUCGCUGGAGAAGACCGUGUCGACACUUCAGGCCGUUCUGAAACGUACGAUUGAGAGUGCAAGGGGCGAAGUCACCCCAAGGGCUAAAGAAUUGAAGUUGAUUCAAAGUAAGAAAGAUAUUGAGAAUCCGACGAUUGUUGCGUCAGCUAGUGUUGUUUGAGUUUGCACCAAAGAUUAGUGUGAUAACAAAAGUUACCAAUUGUCUUCCAUACAAAGCGUAAAUUACACAUAAUUUGUUAUUGUAUACUUUUGUUUGUUGGAGUAUUAAAUAUAAGUACUUAAUCCAG
Messenger RNA from Tribolium castaneum (red flour beetle), 1152 nucleotides. It is a transcript of the gene Pdxk, whose product is annotated as Pyridoxal kinase. Lineage: Eukaryota; Metazoa; Arthropoda; Insecta; Coleoptera; Tenebrionidae. The transcript has a single exon. Gene Ontology annotation, cellular component: cytosol. Gene Ontology annotation, molecular function: pyridoxal kinase activity. The record is from RefSeq and is a predicted model, not a curated record. The coding region runs from base 141 to 1025 and encodes 294 amino acids. Gene Ontology annotation, biological process: pyridoxal 5'-phosphate salvage.